Molecule: messenger RNA, 555 nt
Organism: Candidula unifasciata
Lineage: Eukaryota; Metazoa; Mollusca; Gastropoda; Stylommatophora; Geomitridae
Source: the annotation of a GenBank genome assembly
GGGAGGACAACUGGGAGAAUGAAGCAUUCUGCCUGAAAGUUCUGUGUGAGGAUGAAAAGGGCUGGCAUGUUUGUGAGACAUUGUUUACUAUCAAGAUGAAUGAGAACAUGAAAAGCAUGAUCAAAGGAUGUUCCGCUUAUCUGGCACGAAUGUACGCCAUAUUGCGCCAGAGUGCUGUCACCUUGAACUGCUUUGAUGGACCAGUGGGGUUCAAGUUUACAUCAUGGGUUGAUCAGCACGCACUUGACAAUGUUAACUUCCUGGACUCCUACUUGGCCUUAAGAACGAAACUUGUUGAAGAUGAAAAAGCUGCAAAAUUUCUGUCCCAGCUUCACAGAUGCCAUCUACCAACAGGCAAAGUCUACUGGUUGUGCAAUAAGCAUUCUUCGGGACCCCGCAUUACUCAUCUCAGUACCGAGGUCACUACAAGAAACGAAGUAGGUCGAGUUUAUUAUGAGGAGGAUGUCAAACUCAAGGAGGUUCUGGGACACUCAGAUGUAUACAAACAAAAGAAAAAAGCCAAGAGCCCAUCAGCUGGGAUUGUUCUACCAAAGA